Messenger RNA from Plasmodium vivax (malaria parasite P. vivax), 1437 nucleotides. Its product is annotated as variable surface protein Vir18, putative. NCBI's taxonomy places the organism in Eukaryota, Apicomplexa, Aconoidasida, Haemosporida, Plasmodiidae. The record is from RefSeq and is a predicted model, not a curated record. The transcript has 2 exons. The coding region runs from base 1 to 1437 and encodes 478 amino acids.
AUGUUUGGUAAUGCCUAUGCUCUUAUGAAAACCUACAAAACUACGGAAUGCAUAAAGAAUUAUUUUGCACUUAAAACAGAAAUUGAACAAAAAAUCGAUGAUUUCAAUAAAAUUAGGCGUACAAAUAUAUACACACAAUGGGAUAAAUUAAAUAAGCAAAUAAUAACAAAAGAUCAAGAAUUAAAGGAAUGUUACGAUAAUGGUUAUAUAUCAGCUAGAUUAAAUAAUGAGGAAAAAAUAAAAAAUUUUAAAAAUAAAUGUAAUAGUGAUGGUACAUGUAAUAAUGGCGCAUUUCCUGCUAGAAAACCUCCAGUAAUUAAACCUACUACACAAGGAACUUGUAAAGAAAAUAAGGGUUGUAAAAAUCAAGCACCACAAAGAGUAGAUGUUAAAUCACAAUCAAAGUUAACCCCAGUAUAUUUUAAUUCCAAAAGUUCGGAAAGAAAGGAUCCACAUGAACAAGGUCAAAAUCAAGGUGAUGCACAACAAUCAAGGAAAGAAAGCGUAGUUUUACAACCUCAAUCUGGCUCAACACCUUCUGAUAGUUUUGUUGGAACAAAUGGUAAAACAACUCAAGAAAUAGUUGAUCAUCAUUUUACAUCCUCGGGAAUGGCAGAAACCCAGAAACAACAGUUAAAUGCUUCGUCUCCUUCCGAAAUUAGAGAAUUGGAUAGUUCUCCAGGAAAUCCUUCAGAAUGUGUGUUUGGAAAAGAUUCUGGUUUAACUUGUACUUCAACGGGGGAAAUUUUAGAUACAAAAGGUUUUCAAACUAAUCGCAAUAGUGGUAAAUCUUCAGACACUAAUAAACCUGAAACUCAGGAUUCUGCUGGUAAUGUCAUUGGGGUGGGAACUGGUGGUGAUAAGGAUAUUAUUAGAGGAGCAGCUAAUAAUUUGUCUUCUAUUGAAGGUACUCCUGGUUCUGUACAAAGUGCUGAUGAAGAUUCUCUUUCGACAACUACUGAUAUAGGAAGCACUGGUGCAGUAGAUUCAGAUCCUGAAAAUACUGGUACUGAAGAAGAUAGUAGUGCAUCUCUAGCCAGUUCUCCUUCCGGUGAUGAAGGCAAUAGUGGUAUAACUGAAGUUGACAUAUCCAAUGAUGUUAAAGCUCCUGAUGGCGAAAGCCAUAAUGUUAUAAUUUCUCAUGACCAUCGACAUGAUAGUAGAACUAUCUGUAAUGAAUCUACUUGUAGAGAAACACGAAAUAAUGAAUUAACUGAUGAUGGUGGUGAUAAAUCACAUAUAUUUAAUCAAAUUUUCAGUACAAUACAAGCCAAUAAAGGAAAUUACACUCCUUUGUGGAGGUUACUUACUAAGAGGAAAAGGAAUAAACGAUCGCAUAUGAACGAAAAGCUACAAAGGGUACUACAACAACCUUCAAUAGCAAGUGAAGAAAGAAGCAUCCCAUUUUCAUAUAGUACAUUUGAAUAUUCAUCAUAG